GGGCCUCUCCCUGGCAGUUCCGGCGUCCGGCUGGGGUCCCGGGCCUCCGGCUGCGUUCCCUUGGCGCCUCGGCGGGCGCAGGCGGGCGCGGGCGGCGGCGGGCCUCUUUCUGCUUCCCCGAGGCCGGAGGCCCCGAGAUCUUCGCGCCCCACCGACGGAAGCCGGCGUGGCCUUCGCGGGUGCCCCGGCGCCAUGAAGGUGAAGAUCAAGUGCUGGAACGGCGUGGCCACCUGGCUGUGGGUGGCCAACGACGAGAACUGCGGCAUCUGCAGGAUGGCCUUCAACGGCUGCUGCCCGGACUGUAAGGUCCCGGGAGACGACUGCCCGCUGGUGUGGGGCCAGUGCUCGCACUGCUUCCACAUGCACUGCAUCCUCAAGUGGCUCAACGCGCAGCAGGUGCAGCAGCACUGCCCCAUGUGCCGCCAGGAGUGGAAGUUCAAGGAGUGAGCCCGCCCGCCCGCGCUGACGCCCGCCCGGCGGCCAAGCUUCUAUUCAAUAAAGUAAAACUCCCAGAAGUCCCUGA
Molecule: messenger RNA, 523 nt
Organism: Dipodomys spectabilis (banner-tailed kangaroo rat)
Lineage: Eukaryota; Metazoa; Chordata; Mammalia; Rodentia; Heteromyidae
Gene: Anapc11
Product: anaphase promoting complex subunit 11
Exons: 3
Coding region: 193-447 (84 amino acids)
Biological process (GO): protein ubiquitination; anaphase-promoting complex-dependent catabolic process; positive regulation of mitotic metaphase/anaphase transition
Cellular component (GO): anaphase-promoting complex; nucleus
Molecular function (GO): zinc ion binding; ubiquitin protein ligase activity; cullin family protein binding
Source: RefSeq, a predicted model, not a curated record